AUGAGAAGUAUUAAAGCAGUUGUUGUUGGUGAUGGUGGAGUUGGUAAAACUUGUUUAUUAAUAUCAUAUACAACAAAUACAUUCCCUAAUGAUUAUAUCCCUACUGUAUUCGAUAACUAUUCUGCAUCUGUAAUGAUCGAUGGAGAACCAAUCAAAUUAGGUUUAUGGGAUACUGCUGGUCAAUCAGAAUAUGAUAGAUUAAGACCUUUAUCUUAUCCUCAAACUGAAAUCUUUUUAGUAUGUUUUUCAAUAGUUAAUCCUGAUUCUUAUUUAAAUGUAAGAUCAAAAUGGAUACCUGAAAUAUUACAUCAUUGUCCAAAAGAUAUAUUGAUUUUAUUAAUAGGUACAAAACUUGAUUUAAGAGAUGAUUAUAGUAUAUUAGAUGAAUUAGAUUCAAAUGGUUUAAAACCAAUCACUUAUCAACAAGGUAAAAAAUUAGCAAUGGAAAUUGGAGCAAUCGAUUAUAUGGAAUGUUCUGCUGCAACUCAAUUUGGUGUUCGAGAGAUUUUUGAUUUUGCAAUUAGAGCGGUAUUGGAACCUCCAAGAUCUAAAAAGCCUUAUGUAAGUGGAAUACCUGGUUUAUCUUCUGAUACUUCAGGAACUAAUACUACUCCUAGAAAGAAAAGAGUUAUUAAAAAGAAGUGUACUAUAUUAUAG
Molecule: messenger RNA, 657 nt
Organism: Hemisphaericaspora subhashii
Lineage: Eukaryota; Fungi; Ascomycota; Pichiomycetes; Serinales; Debaryomycetaceae
Gene: RAC1
Product: Rho family GTPase
Exons: 1
Coding region: 1-657 (218 amino acids)
Biological process (GO): regulation of actin cytoskeleton organization; establishment or maintenance of cell polarity; regulation of cell shape
Cellular component (GO): cytoplasmic vesicle; cell projection; plasma membrane
Molecular function (GO): GTPase activity; protein kinase binding; GTP binding
Source: RefSeq, a predicted model, not a curated record